Hydractinia symbiolongicarpus is the source of this 1834-nucleotide messenger RNA. RefSeq lists its product as uncharacterized. The transcript is spliced from 2 exons. Bases 63 to 1793 code for a protein of 576 amino acids. Gene Ontology annotation, molecular function: 2-oxoglutarate-dependent dioxygenase activity. Lineage: Eukaryota; Metazoa; Cnidaria; Hydrozoa; Anthoathecata; Hydractiniidae. The record is from RefSeq and is a predicted model, not a curated record.
UAUAUAAUUGAAGCGAAACUACAUGCUUAGCACAAAAACGCAAGUUUUCAACAAGAGAAAACAUGUACGGUUGUGUCACAUUGUUAGGUUUUUUCGUCUUGCAAACGCAUGCUUCAGAACUUCCACUAUGGCACAUGAAGCCUUUAGGCAGUCACAUCGAAGCGAAUAAGGUCGACGAAACUUUCGCUGAUGGGAUUAUUUCACCGGAAGACUUUGCAAAGAAGUACGUAAUUCCAAGGAAACCCCUCGUGUUUCGAAACGUUGUGAAAUCCUGGCCUGCUUACAAAUUAUGGACGGAUGAAUAUUUAACAGAACGAUAUGGUGAUAUGGAAAUGCGACUUGAAGGAAAGAAAGAAAAGGGUGGCAGAAUACCCGUCGGUGAUGUUUGUUUAGGUCGAGAUCACCUAAAGACAUUUUUGAACGAAUACAGACAAGGUGCAGAUAAAUACGUCGUCUCUGAUCUGCCCACACCCAUGUGGAAUGACGUGCACGUGUUGCCCAGUAUGUCGUGCGGCGAAUUCUUCACAAACUACGUCGAAAUUGAUAUCUGGAUCAACAGUGACUUAGGAAAGAAAGGAAAGGGGGGAAACAGCAUUCUUCAUAAGGAUGCUUUUAAUACCGUCAACUGUGUAGUGAAUGGUACGAAGGAGUGGAAACUAAUUGAGCUGAAAUAUAACGAUUACGUUUACCAGAGUUGGGAAGGACCAAUGGAUGCAGGAUAUGGUGGAUUCUCUCUAAUUAACCCUGAAAAGGUGGAUGCUAAAAGAUAUCCUGAUAUUGGUAAAAUACCUGAAUGGCAGUUUACAACAAUCAACGCAGGCGAUUGUCUCUACCUACCAAGUCAAAUGUGGCAUCAGGUGAAAUCGUAUGGGGAAUCUAACAAAGCCAUUGCCUUCUUAUUCUCCCAGUUUAACGAACGGAAAAACAUCAAUACCAGCGAAUGUCCUGAAAAAGUGGUUUCUAUUCCUUUGUCAGAAGUCGAUGUCGACUUGCAGUAUCCAGGCUACGGAAUAAUGCCCAUGGGUAAUUCUGAAAUUUCUGCGAUCAAACAGGACUUACCACAAUUAAUCAACGCAACAACCGGAUAUGUAACAAAACGAAGCACGUUCCAGGUGGUGUACCAAGGACACGAAAGUGGCGCAAAAAACAAAGAACUUAUGGUCCAAAAAGCUAAGAACAUGUACGCUUAUUUACUGGACAUAGCUGGUGGAGAUAAAGAAAAAAUGACAACAGAGUUCCUUCAGAAUUUGACACGUGCUCAAAUUCGACCGUUAUAUCCCUGGUUAUUUCCUAUCGAGCCAGCUGGAAGUUACAAUCACGAAUAUUCAGUAUUGUUGCCAGAAGAUUUAACUGACACAAUUGAAAACAUAAAAAGUAACAACAAUGGUGUUUUGCAGAAGAAAGACUUUUUAAAAGUAUACCAAGACAUAGGCGGUACUUUGAAGUUCGCGGAAAAUUUCUGGCAAAAACUUGCUGGAGAUAAAAACGAAAUUUCAGAUACGUCAAAGACUAUUGCAGACGCAUUGGCGCCGUACGAGUAUCAUCGUCGCGAAGAUCCAGACCGCGAGGUAGAAGAUGAUGAUGCUGUGAUCGUCACACCACAAGGGCACAAGUCGCAACCGAAAAAAAUGAAAGGAGGUUACGCGCAAACAAAAGAAGAAGAAGAAGAAGAACCUGAAGAAAGUUAUGAAGAAUACGAAGAAAUCGAAGAUGGUGACGUCCCCGACGACGUUGAUGAAGAAAUGGAGAUUGACGAUGAGAAAGAUCUGCCAAAAAUGAAAAUCGAAUUGUAAUUUUUUUUGUACUUCUUUGGAGCUUGAUAAAUUUCUUGAAA